UCUUAGCAAUGCAUAUUCUUCAAAGCAGAUAACCUGGGAUCAGAUCUUAGGAUAUAAGGACAGUGUAGAAGGGACCUUAAAUGCAAUCUGUUUAAAGACUUCCAGAAAAAGAUAAUCUUUCCCCCACCAGCAAUUUGUGUCAAACAACUCUUAGGAAAUAUAGGUUCUUUGAACUGUUUAGGUGGAAUUACCCUUCUUGUAAUUUGACUCAAAUGGUUUGGGAUCUAAUCUCUGGAGGAGCAGAAAACAAGCUUGCUCCAUUUUCUAUCUAUAUGAUGUCUUUUAGGAUCUUUAAAAAUGGCAACCAUAUCACCUCUCAGGUCCCUUCCACACAGCUGUAUAAAAUCCACACUGAACUGGACAGAGCCGGCCCUAGGUAUUUUUCAAGUGUAGGCAAACAGAAUUUUGGCGCCCCCCCUCCCCCAAACCAAUCACUAAAAAAUAAAAGCUUUGGAUAAGCAAAAAUGUUUGAUAAUAAGGAGGGAUUAAGGAAAAGCCUAUUAAACAUCAAAUUACAUUAAGAUUUUACAAAUUAAGCACUAAAACACCAUGUUUUACAACAAAUCAACAGAAAAAGCAGUUCAAUACCUUGCAGAGGCAGGCCGCAGGAGACAGGAGUUGCCUCGAUGGCGCCCCCAACAAGAUGGCCUCUGGAACUGGAUUAUAUGGCAUCCAAAUAUUGUGGAUCAUCUGCCUUGAUAUUCUGGGUUAUAUGGCUGUGUGGAAGGGCUCUUAAGACAUUUCUUCUCCAAGUUCCCUAAAAUUGUUCCUCAUAAGGUUUGGUUUCCAGAUCUUUUAUCACCUUGUCUGCACUUCACUGGACACAUUUUAGCUUGUCACUAUUCUUCCUGAACUGCAGUGUCCAGCAGUGGCCACAAUAUUUCAAGCGAGGUCUGUUGCAAAGCAAAAUAGGGUGGUCACUACCACUGACCGUAAUCAGGACACUCUGCUAGUGAUGCCGCCUAGAAGCACAUUGUCUUUUUUAACCACAACAUCACACAGUUGACUCAUUUUUAGCUCCCUAGAUCCUUUUCAAAUGUUCUGCUUUCUAACCAGGAUUCACCCACCCUAUAUCUGCACAUUUCAUUUUUCCUGCAUAGACCUUAGAUUUAUCUCUGUUGAUAUUAAUUUUCUUUGUUUUGGCCCACCUCUCUAUCUGUUAAGAUCAUUUUGAAUUCUGAUCCUGUUUUCUAAGGGUCCUUCCACACACACAUGUAACUCAGAAUAUCAAAACAGAUAAUCCACAAUAUCUGCUUUGAACUGGAUUAUCCGAGUCCACACUGCCAUAUAAUCCAGCUCAAUGUGGAUUUUAUACAGUUGUGUGGAAGGGGCCUUAAUUGCAGGAAUGAUCUCAUUUUAGGAAAUACUGCACCAUACUUUUGAACCCUCUGUCCUCCCGUUCAUUCCUGCACAGACCUGCCCACUUUUGUGGUUAUGCAUUUACUCCAAGCUUAGUCACUGAGGAGUGGGCAAUUUUAUACCCAGUAACUCAAAGGAUUUUGGGGAGUUUUUAUUCUUGCAGAGGUUACUUUAGGACAUCAAACACCAGCAAGAUCAGGCAGAAACUGGUUUUCUUCCUUUCUUUCCAGACCCACAGCAGGGGGGGAGGGGAAGAAAGAUGAGUGAUGGCCGGGGAGAGGUUUUGGCUGAGGCACUUAUGCAAGCCAGCUGCUACAGCUCAGCAAGAGCUUAUUAAUCAGGUCAAAGCCAGUUAUUUAGCGCUGAGUCAGCAAAAAUGGAGGAGUAUAUGUGCAUAUAACAGAACGGCUGAGAAGAGAAAAUCCACAUCCCCCCAGACCUCAGAAAUGAGGAACUGCUUCUGUCUAAAUCUCAAAGACUGUAGAGAUAGAAAAUGAUAAAACAGCCUAGAUCAGUAAACAGCUGGGAGAAUUUGAAGAACGUGAUAAAAGAAAGCUCACUGGACUUACUGCUGACCUGGGUGAACUGUGCUAGUGUACGUUGGGCCACACGUGUCCAGGAUGUCUUCACAGCAGGAAAACUGCUGGCGCUGGGGCUCAUCAUUGUCAUGGGAGUCGUGCAGAUCUGUAAAGGUGAAUACUUCUGGCUGGAGCCAAAACAUGCCUUUGAGUUCUUCCAGACGCCAGAUGUGGGACUGGUGGCACUCGCCUUUUUACAGGGCUCUUUUGCCUACGGGGGCUGGAACUUCCUCAACUAUGUCACAGAAGAGCUUGUUGACCCUUAUAAGAACUUGCCUCGUGCCAUCUUCAUCUCCAUUCCCCUGGUCACCUUUGUCUACGUCUUCGCCAAUGUGGCUUAUGUCACUGCCAUGUCACCCCAAGAGUUGCUGGCCUCUAAUGCUGUUGCAGUGACCUUUGGGGAGAAAUUAUUAGGUGUCAUGGCUUGGAUCAUGCCCAUCUCUGUUGCCCUUUCCACCUUUGGAGGAGUUAAUGGAUCACUCUUCACAUCCUCUAGGCUCUUUUUUGCUGGAGCACGGGAAGGCCACCUCCCCAGCGUACUGGCUAUGAUUCAUGUGCGACGCUGCACUCCCAUCCCUGCCUUACUCUUCACUUGUCUUUCAACAUUGCUGAUGCUGGUUACAAGUGACAUAUAUACUCUGAUCAAUUAUGUGGGCUUCAUCAACUACCUCUUCUAUGGGGUGACUGUGGCUGGCCAAGUUGUGCUACGCUGGCGGGAACCUCACCGACCUCGUCCCAUCAAGGUGAGCCUAUUCUUCCCCAUAAUUUACCUGCUCUUCUGGGCCUUCCUGUUGGUGUUCAGCUUAUGGUCAGAACCCGUGGUUUGUGGAAUUGGUCUGGCCAUCAUGCUGACAGGAGUUCCUGUCUAUUUCCUGGGGGUUCACUGGGAGCACAAACCACCUGCCAUCCACACAUUUAUUGAUGUAGUCACUCGGGCAGGACAGAAGCUUUGUCUUGUUGUGUACCCAGAGAUGGGUACAGAGCAACCAGAAAACAGCCUCAGUAAAGAGACCAAAGAGCAACUUGAGCCAAUGUGUGGAACGGAACCCCUCAGCACUGAGCCACUUUACUCCCAGGGAGGGGAGGAGCAGCAGCCAGCCACGGACUGCACAGUACCUCCUCUGUUGGGUUUGAAAUGAAUUGGAGCACCUUGCUCCCACUUUGCUCUUUGCAGCACCACAUCCUGGGACUGGAAUGGCUGUGAAUGCCUCACUGUCACCCCUUUCCUUCCAAUGGCAAAGCCUUGCUGGGUCUGGUGAACCUACACCCGCCAUUCCCCACCUUCAGUGCCCUUUGCUGGAGCUGGAAAAAAAAACCGGGAGCUUUCUUCACAGCCCGCAGUCCCACAGUCAGGUCCCCCCACACCCUGCUGGAAGGGGCUCCCUUGUUGUUGCCUUAUAUUGCUGGGAAUAUUUUCAUUCAUUUUGAACCUCAUUGAGAGGGAAAGUCAGUCUCUCUCAGUUUUUGUGUCCUUGUAUUUUUCACUUCUCUCUUUUUCUCUUUUUUUGAUGUAAUAAAUUAAACUCAACUUGC
Anolis carolinensis (green anole) is the source of this 3470-nucleotide messenger RNA. It is a transcript of the gene slc7a8, whose product is annotated as solute carrier family 7 member 8. Gene Ontology annotation, cellular component: membrane. The transcript has 9 exons. The record is from RefSeq and is a predicted model, not a curated record. Gene Ontology annotation, biological process: neutral amino acid transport; amino acid transmembrane transport. The coding region runs from base 1853 to 3076 and encodes 407 amino acids. Lineage: Eukaryota; Metazoa; Chordata; Lepidosauria; Squamata; Anolidae. Gene Ontology annotation, molecular function: L-amino acid transmembrane transporter activity; neutral L-amino acid transmembrane transporter activity.